AACUGACAUCUUACAGACGUCUGUCAGAUGUUUGUACACAGCAGAUGCUUUCCAGAUCAAGUGAUCUUUAACAGACAUCUUGCAGACGUACGUGUGCUAUCUGGGUAAUGUAUGCAGGAUGUGGGUUGUUGACCAUAUAUGUGGACUGAGAUUCAAUCAAACUUUAAAUGUGCUUAAUAUUAAUAUGUUGUUGUGACCAGGUGCCACUUGAUUAACGAUUAACACUGAUUUGAUUAAAGGUCUGAAAAGUUUUGAGAACGACUGCUCUACACUAACAUGCUCUAUGAGUAAGACCGUAAGUAAACACUGGGAUAAGACUGAGUUGACUCAACUAAAGUUGCCUUGUGGCUGUUAUAUUUUCUUGUCUUGAAGGUGAUUACCAUAGAGGAGUGGCUGUAUGUGGUGACAUGUCUCAAAGCUUCCUUUGCGUAUUUAAGUAAGAAUGUAGCUCGUCUGGUAGAAGAGACAGUAAACCGGUAAGGCCAGCAGAAAAGUGAAAGAUGCAAAAGGACGUGUUGACGCGUUUCUGAGGGGCUAAUAUGUCAGUCAGCUUUUUAAGCCCUCCGUGGAAGGAUCACUUCUGAGAUUAUCAGCACUUUAUUUUAUUCUUGAACCAACUCUUGAACCAAAAUGGCUAUUUGGGUUAUCUUACCAAUUGUUCUGUGUGCCGUCUCAUUCAUCGGGUGUUGGACAGUAUACGGACUUGCAUUAAGUUUCAACCAUGUCUGCUCACUUAACAACUGGGAAUACAGAAACUCAUGUCUCCCAAAUGAAACAGGGGUUUGCUGCACCAUGGAUAAUAUCCCCACCGUAAGCACAAGUGGAACAAACUUUCCCGAAAAUUCCCUUUUUACAGCAACAAUAAAUGCUGGUUCAUUUUUGUUUCUGAUUUUUUGCGUUUUCCAUCAUGCACACAUCCUGGACAGGAACAGUGUUCAUUCUCUACUCAGUAAGAUUGCAAUGAUUUUAGGCUGUGUGGUGUCUGUGGGCGCGUUCAUGGCAGGGAACUGCAAUCCAGCAGAGCUGGUGUUGCUCCAUUACCUGGGAGCUGCUGUGAGCUUUGUGUUUGUGUGUCUAUACAUGACCAUCCUGACCUCCCUCACUAGUAAAUGUAUGCUGACGGGAUGUGAACGGGUUCUCUACCCACUACGCAUCACCUCCUCAUUCAUCCAGAUUUCUGCCACCAUCCUCUAUGGCAUCUUCUUCAUCCAGGAGAGUUACUUCUACAAGCACAUCGCUGCUGUGUUUGAAUGGUUUCUGUGCGUCAAUCUGGAGCUCUAUGAACUCAGUUACACUGUGGAGUUCUACUUUUUCUCCUCAUCAAUGCUUUCAGUACUUUUAUCAAAGAAAGACGAAGAGAAACCUCUCAUUUUAGCUUAAUGUUGAAAAUCGAUAGUUUUUCCGUUAUGGAUUUAUAAUGUAAGACAUUUUAAAUGUAACCUCAUUCAAGCAGCAGGUCUACUCAGGAGGCAUUUGAAGACUUGUAAAGGGUUUGCACAUACUUUUGAAGUUGUAAUACAAUGUACAUACUCUUUGAGAUAGCAAGCACUGGAUUUAACGCAGGAUACUCUGAUUUUUUCUCAGAGUGGAGCAACAGGCACUUUGAACUUCUUAGUUUCUUCCAAAGCAUCUUUACUUUCUAAAUACUUUAUCAUUUAACUAUGAAAAUACCUUACAAAUGCAAUAUUUGACCUCAUAUCUAGAUUUCCUGUGUGAGAGAGUAACUUGGUUUGUUUACCUCGCACUUUUAAUCUAAUCACUCAGUCCCUUGAUAAUGUGGAAAUCAACUGCUGGCAGGAAAUAUAUAUUUGUCAGAAAUGAAUGUGUUGUAAGGUCUAUGUAGAAAAUGAUAAGAAUAUCCCAUUCAUAGUCACAGGUUUAUCUCGAAUUAAAUUAUUUUUCAUUAUCCCUUAUUAUAGUGUCAGAACCUCAAAGGGUGAAUUCAGGAGAACGACUAUGGCUAAGUGGUCCAAUUUACCUGAAACGACCUUCUAAAGAUCAAAACGGGUCUAAUUUUCUUGGCAAGAUCAUUGGCAAGUUUAAUUGACUCUUCCGGAGGGAAAUUGAUUGACAGGCGAACUGACCAAUCAGAACGCCGAAUCUACAAUUUCUGUCCGACAAACAAGCAAGAGAGUAGAUUAACGUCGUUGCACUUUAACGUGAAAAAUGGCGUGUACUGACGUCUUUCCGCUGUCGAAACAAGACCCAGAUUGAUGUUCAUUCAUGCUUAUUUCAUGCUAUAACUAGUAAAAAAGAAGAGAUGGUCACAGCGAUCUGUCACGACACAUGAAAGAGCCACAAAACGGUAUUUAUUGUUUGAAUUUCUUAAAAAAUGACAAAAUUUGAACACUGAAUAUGGCAACCCUGGUGAAAAAACCAGCAUAUGCUGGUAGGUAUGUUUUGAUGCUGGGAUGCUGGUUUAAGCUGGUCCUUUGCUGGUUCAUGCUGGUUCUUGACCAGCAACAUGACCAGCAAAAACCAGCAAAGGACCAUCUUAAACCAGCUAAGGACCAGCAUAAACCAGCAAAGGACCAGCUUAAACCAGCAUCAAAACAUACCUACCAGCAUAUGCUGUUUUUUUCACCAGGGAAGCCAUUUUAACAUUUAAUCUAUAAACCUUACUAGUAUAUAUUUUCAUGCUACUAGUACUUAUUUUUAGAUACUAGUAUCUUUUCCAUUAAGUACUAGUACUUGUUCAUUAGCUACUAGUGCUUAGUAAGUACUAGUGCCUUUUUAAGAGAUCCAAGACUUGUUUAUUAGUACUUAUUCCUUACAUACUAGUACCUAUUAAAUAGAUACUAGUACUUAUUUAUUAGAUAGUACUUAUUUCAAUAGCAACUAGUAACUAUUCUGUUAUGAUACACCAUGGCUUGUCUGACAUGGGAAAUCUUAACAAAGGGGGGCGGGUCUUUGUGAAGGGUCAAUUCCUGAUGUUUUUUCACUACCACAGAAAACUACAAUGCAAAACCUGUAUUUCCUUUUGUCAAAGCAAGCAUUUUUUCAUUGCUUCUGUAUGAUUGUUGACGUUUAUGGUUGUACAGGUAGAACUCAUAUCUACUUGUAGACUGUACAGCAUGCAUGAAUCGAUUUGACUAUGCUGAAAUGACCAACAGGAUCUUACCAAACACACACACAGGUAGCAAUAUAAAGUCAAGAUUGGUGUACAGUAAUUCAAAAGAAGCACUAGCACCUGAAACACCUGUUCUGUGUACUUCUGACACACCCAUUGUGUUUAACUAAGAUCAUUCUUGCAUAGUCAUGUACUUGCGCAGGUGAAGCUCCAACUCAAUUGUUUUUCUGUUGAAACUUUCAGGUUUAAUGGGGUAAUCAUCUAAAACAUAGUUUCCUUAUUGCCCUUUUUAUUUUUAAAUAAUGUAGUCUGGAUCUAUGUACUGGCCAUGAAGACUCAAAAUUGUUUUCACAAACAAUCAUUAACUUAUAGUUUACUUUGUGCUAUACAAUCUCAAAUACUGCAUGAUUCAGAAUGGCAAAGAAACAUCCAGAACAUGAAGGGGAAAUACAGGACAGCUUGUUCAAACUUCUGAACUCUCAUAGUGAAGAGGCGUGACUGUUUGGAAAGGUUAUGCAUACAUACUGCUGUAAGACAAAGAUACUAAUGCAGCUGAGGACUUUGGACGUGUGCUCAAGAACAGUGUUGAAUGAAGAAAUUAGUCUUAAAGCCUGGAAACCAGUUAGCAUAUUUGCACGUAAUGUUUGUUCUGUUGUCCCAAAGUCUAAGGUGUGUGGCAAACACAAGCUCAAAGUAGUUUCUACAAUAUAAAAUACAUCAGCAAUGGCCAACUUGUCUUUUAUUCAUGCUUUUAUGCAUCUUGUAGGCAGUUGCUAACAAGUUGUGGGGCAUUUGCUCCAAGGAGGCAAGGGAGGCAGUGUCUCCUCAACAAAUAGAGGGUUUGCACUUACGUUGUGAUUUGGCCAGUUACCUGGAUGUGCAGCCAUAUUGGUGAUACUCAGAUGUAAACAACAGCAUGGACUGCAUGGUUAUUUUACUACUGAAUACAUUGUUCUGCUAAUUUAUGCUGUCGAAAUCACCGAAUAAAAACAUUUGGAAGCUGUUAAAACAUAUAGCGACUUAGUAAGCAGGAAAGUGUGCAACAUUUCGACAAACUAAUUUGUCAAUUUAUAGAAACAGGAAUUCAUUAAGAUUCUAGCAUUCUAACAUUUCACCUACCUGACCGGAAAUUAUAAGAACAAACACAAAUGUUGUCAAGAUUCUUUUCCUGGAAAUCCUAGUUCAGUUUAGCCAACCACAAACGCCUUUUGUUCCUCAGACAGAUUUUGGCACUUUUCUUCUAGAUUUGUUACAACUUUUGGUAGUCCAAAUUUGGUAUAGUACUCCAAAUGUUUUUCCCGGUCCAACUGAUUAGCACAGCCCAAAGCAUGACAGUAAUUGACCAUCUUCAGCAGCAAUAAUCAGCAAAAUAUGCAAGUUUCUUUUGGUUCGGUGGCAAUGUUUACAUUCAGUGCCACCAAUAUGGCCGACUGAUGACGCGCCGUGAAAACACACUAUUGGAUGAGAAAAAAACUCAUUGUACAAAAAUAAAACAAUGCAAAUAUUACAAAAUAUGACAUUAAAAACAUAUAAAUCACUUGUUUUUCUAAAGUAACACCAUCCAACAGCAACACCCGCAGGGAAAGUUACAACGGGAGUGCGCGUCUUUUUCACCUCCCCUCAGCCUAUUAAGUUUUAACAGACACCCUAAGCAUGCGGUGAGUUUGGUGGUAGGUAACUGAGAAUGAAUGGGGGAAAGUCAGAGAGGAGGCAGUGCCUCUAAUGCAAACUGAUCACCUGUAAUUGGUUCAAGCGAUAAAUCCCACCUCUUGUGUUUGUGCAUGGUUUUGAAUCAGUUUGAAUGAACAAUAUAAUGGUGUUAAUGGCCAGAAUAAUAAAAAAGUAAACAACUCACACACUUAGAUAUAACCACUUUGUCAGGUCAAAAUUGAACUUCAAAUGGCCUGAAAACAUGAUGUUGUUUUUUAGUAAGCGGUCAGCUUGUUAAAAUUUAAGGUACAUCUCUGCGUCUGUGACCAGUGUUUACCGAGCUCUGAUGACUGAUGUUCCCGAAAGUAAGAACUAAACUAAAAAAAAAAAAACACUAAACUGAUGAGAUUUAUACUUGAGGUUUUAAUAAAUAAAAUAGAAUAGAUAUAAUUAAUUACAUUGUUAAUGUAAAAAUACAAAGUAGAAAUCUUUCCUGGUAGUGUAAGUAAUGUUUAUUUAACCAAGAAAAUGUGACUGUGACAUGAGUUUACAUUAAAUUAAAAAUAAAAAGUGGUAGAAGUAGGGACUUUCCCAAAUAGCACACGUACAUCUGCAAGAUGUCUGUUAAAGAUCAUUUGAUCUGGAAAGCAUCUGCUGUGUACAAACGUCUGGCAGACGUCGGUGAGAUGUCAGUUUUACAUACAUUCUAAAUCAUAAACAUCUUAAAACAUCUAAUAGACGUCUAUUUGACAUCUGAUUCGAAACGUCCUAUAGAUGAAUUGCAGAUGAGUAAACACCCUAAAAAAUACAUCUUGCAGAUGUAAAUGCAGACGUCAAAUAGAAAUCUCUGAGAUGUACGUGUGCUACCAGGGUUGGCUCCUCAUUUCAGCCCAGAUAGCACAUGUCCGUCUGCAAGAUGUCUGUUAAAGAUCUCUUGAUCUGGAAAGCAUCUGCUGUGUACAAACAUCUGGCAGACGUCUGUAAGAUGUCAGUUUCACAUACAUUCUGAAUCAAACAUCUUAAAGACAUCUAAUAGACAUCUAUCUGACAUCCUAUAGGAAACGUUCUAGAUGUACUGCAGAUGAGCAAACAAUCUAAAAAAUGUGUCUUGCAGAUGUAAAUGCAGAUGUCAAAUAGACGUCUCCAAGAUGUACCUGUGCUUUCAGGGAGAACACUGCACACCAUAGAUAGAUAGAUAGAUAAAGACUGAAAGAGUUGUUCAAAGCUUAGUGAUGUGCUCUAGCUUUUUACUUCUGGUGAUUGUACUUAUGCUUCAGAAUUCAUAAAGCCGUGUUAAUUUGUGAAGACGAUCUAAUCUCAUAAACUUUUGUUAGUCACAGAGUUUACAGUAUGUUCUGCAAUAAUCCAAAGUCCAAUAAAAAAACCCUACUGGAUUUUUAAUCAAGGGAACUUUCUGGUUUGGCUUACAAAAACACACUGUACCUGCACUGUACUUGAACUCAAGCAGUUGCUUAAAAUGAGAGCAAUAAACCUUUUGAAUUGGGGUGUUAAGAUUUUGUAUUCAUGACCUAUAGAGUCAAAUCUAAUAAAAGGAGUCAAGAGAAUAAAGAAACAGGAAAAGACUCAAACGUUAAUGCAAAGCACAUAACCUUUACUUUGAAAGAAGGUAAUAUACAUCCUGGAAUUACAGAUAAUAAAGAUACAUUAUGAGCAAAAUAAAUUCACAAUGAAUAUCCUCUCUUCUUUCACUGAUCCAAAGAGUGGGGCAAACUAGAAAAUGGCUACAGUAUCAAUAAGGAGAAAAGUGGUAGCAAACCUAAAAAGCAUGUAUGUCCAGGCAUUCACUGAAUACACUGUAAAAAAAAAAAAAAAAUGAAAACA
Messenger RNA from Labeo rohita (rohu), 6562 nucleotides. RefSeq lists its product as uncharacterized. Gene Ontology annotation, biological process: protein localization to plasma membrane. The coding region runs from base 631 to 1380 and encodes 249 amino acids. NCBI's taxonomy places the organism in Eukaryota, Metazoa, Chordata, Actinopteri, Cypriniformes, Cyprinidae. The transcript has 7 exons. The record is from RefSeq and is a predicted model, not a curated record.